AUGUGGCAUGAGGAUGAGGUCGUCUUGCCCCAGAUUAGCGCACAGAAUACCUCUGGCGAGGGUGACGCCGUCCCUCCCCUCCAGGAGCAAGGCCGUCGCCAGAGCAUAAAUCACGAGGUAGAGGUUGCAAAGGCAAUUAUUCUCAGAGAGGAAUACAUUUUGCGGGUCAAGGCAAACCUGGACAAUCAUCAGUCGAAGUUCGGCAAGGACCAAGAAGCUUUCGAUGGUCUUAUCAGCCUUGUAGAUCUACUACGGACUGCAACCGUCGACACAGUGGAAGCAAUUGAGCAAUGGAGAAGGAUCCAAGGAAAUCCCGCAGCACCUUUCAUCUGGAAGAGUGUUAACUACCUCCUCAAGAUCGGGAGCGACCUCGACUUCCUAGAUUCUCAUGCGCGCUACUACUACAACCGUGGUCCUUAG
Ectocarpus siliculosus is the source of this 420-nucleotide messenger RNA. The record is from the annotation of a GenBank genome assembly. NCBI's taxonomy places the organism in Eukaryota, Phaeophyceae, Ectocarpales, Ectocarpaceae.